AAAUGCGCGUCCAUCACGACACCCACGAAGAUGAGACGACUUGUAUUGUUGUUUGAGUUAAUAUGGUGUUUUAUACAGAUGUAUAUAAUAGGUGUUUAUAUUCUGAUCAGAGAAAUGGUACAGGGUCAUUAUUCACCGUCAGAUAAAGAGCUUCCUGACAGUACAGGUCUAAUUGCCAUGGUUACAGGAGGCACCGAGGGAAUUGGAUUAGAAGUUGUUCGGAAAUUGAUAUCUAAAAAUGUGACUGUGUUUAUAGCAUCAAUGAAUAAAUCAAAAGCAGAGAAAAUAAUCAAUGAAUUGAAAUAUGAUUAUCCUUCAUCACAAGUUUACCAUAUAGCAGUAGAUUUAAGAAGCUUAAAAUCAGUAAAAGAUUGCGUGAAUGAAUUCCUGGAAUAUAGAAGACCACUACAUAUUCUUAUAAAUAAUGCUGGUGUUAUGUUAACACCAUAUACAUUAACCACCGAUGGUUUUGAAGAACAAUUUCAAGUCAACUAUCUGAGUCAUUUUUAUUUUACAUCAUUAUUACUGGAUAAACUUGAAUCAUCAAGUAGUCCAGAUUAUACUAGUCGUAUAGUAAAUGUUUCAUCAGCAGCUCAUGUGUUUGGAGGAAAGAAUUUAGAUAAACUGAUUUCCAAAUGUGAUGGAUUGUUUGAAUAUUCCCCCCAUUAUGCCUACACUACGUCUAAACUAGCAAUAAUACUAGCCACUUAUAGUCUACAUAAAGAGCUCAAGGGCAGUAACUCUCAUAUUACUGUUAAUGCUGUACAUCCUGGAAUAGUUAACACCGGUCUCUAUAGAAACGUUCACUGGUCUAUUAAAUGGUUGAUGAUUUUCCUUGCUAAACAUUUAUUUAAGACACCAAAAAAUGCCAGUGAUUCUGUAGUCUUUGUUGCCAUAGCACCACAUUUAGAUGGUGUAUCAGGUGGUUACUAUGACAACUGUAAAUCUGUCCAAUCGUGUGCCUUAUCAUAUGAUCAGAGUUUACAAAAAGAAUUACAGUGUCGGACUAAAGAUUUGCUUCAACAGAAGACAUGACAUGUAUUUUCUGUUUUCAAGAACUAUAAUUUAAGCAUAUUGAUCAUAAUUCAUCAAAGGGAUGAGACAAGUGAAUUCACUUGCAAAGUUCUUCAAGAACUAUGUAUCUACCACUAUAAAAUCAUAAAGGCUGAGAGUUGAGUAGUAGUUAUACACUACACUAUACAUGUACACUAUAUUAAUUUUGGAAUUUUGAAUAUUAUUCACCAUGUCUUGAUGUACGAUUGGGCAUGUUCCUGGUCGGACAAUUUAGGACGUUGCAAAAUAGCGUCGGACAUGUCCGGAAUAUACGGGUGAAAUCCCAUUUCUGACGGAGACAUACAGAUAGACACUGACUGUUGUUUGUUAUGAGUUGCUAACAAUAGAACUUAAAAUAACAUGAAAUGGGGUUUAACGUCCUACUGUUCUGUUCCGACUGGGCUAAUAAAGACGGACAUACACCAUACAGUGUGCUAUGAGGCCAUUUGACCCUGACAGCGGCACUAUGGUCAACUCUUAUUUCAAAUUCCAACUAUCAAGGGUUCUUUUACGUGCAUGGCAACAGGUACACAGGACCUCGUUUUUUGUACCAUCCGAACGACUACACACUGGCCUUCAGUCCUGCACAACUGACAAAAUCGUGAGGAACUUUCUCGGCCAAGACCUGAGUGAGCCCGAGACCUUCUGGUUAACGAGUCAGUGUCAUACUCACUGAGCCACCACAGCUCCCACAAUAAGACAGAAAGCUGAAUACUUUACAGGGGGAUGUUGACAAAUGUUGUAAUAAUUGAUGCCUCACCCUCUGACGUCAUAGGGUUAAAAGUAGGCUGUAUUUUUUUUGUUUUAAAAAAUAAUUAAAGAUAUGAAAAUUAAACUUCAAACAAAUGGGCCUAUAACAUUUAUCAAUAAACAGAUUUGGGCUUAUUCGUUUAUCUUUUUACAAAUAUAUAAUCUUAACCCUAAACCUACAUAAGAGUGAAUACUUUGCAUACAAACAUAAUGGUUCUGGGUGACAUGUAUUGUAUUGUAGGCCUUUACUGCCUUACGGCUUUUGGACUUCUAACACCAAGUUUUUCAUAGUUUUAUAACUCCUAUUUCAUUUCAAAGAUCUAUCUAUUGUAUGGCUUUUAGUUUUUUUAAUAAAUAAAUAAUUCAAGAAAUUAAAAUUGAAUCUUAAAAUGGGUUUUAUAAUAAAUUUUCCAGUAAACGUAUAGGAAUGAACUUUUUGCAUAUAUCAGAACUGAGGGUUUCCAGAAUAUAUUAAUUUGAAUGUCGACAUAAAUAUGUAUUAUACUGUAGACUUUUAAAGGCCUACUAAUGCAAAGAACCUGUUAAUGUUAAUUAAACAGGCAUUAAUCAAGAGCCAAGUCUGCCUAUUACAGGUCUUUCUUUAGGCCUUAAAUGUUAUAUUAUUAAUUAGACAUUUGUUAACAUGACAAGACUAUAACCAACCCUCUAUGCCAUCGGAUAGCUCCAAUUUUAAAUAGAUUAUCGGUAGAAAGAUUCGGUCAUAUUUUGAUGAUUAAUUUAAAAAUGGAGAUGCGAGGCCAAGUCUUGGAUAUACCAGUAUAUUAUAGCCAUGCACAUAUCUUGUCAAAACUACAAACACUGAUAACUUGAAUAA
Messenger RNA from Patella vulgata (common limpet), 2638 nucleotides. Its product is annotated as dehydrogenase/reductase SDR family member on chromosome X. Lineage: Eukaryota; Metazoa; Mollusca; Gastropoda; Patellidae. The transcript is spliced from 7 exons. The record is from RefSeq and is a predicted model, not a curated record. The coding region runs from base 31 to 1035 and encodes 334 amino acids.